Messenger RNA from Ylistrum balloti, 7248 nucleotides. Its product is annotated as ephrin type-B receptor 1-B-like. NCBI's taxonomy places the organism in Eukaryota, Metazoa, Mollusca, Bivalvia, Pectinida, Pectinidae. Gene Ontology annotation, cellular component: plasma membrane; neuron projection. The transcript has 18 exons. The coding region runs from base 1 to 3219 and encodes 1072 amino acids. The record is from RefSeq and is a predicted model, not a curated record. Gene Ontology annotation, molecular function: transmembrane-ephrin receptor activity; ATP binding; protein binding. Gene Ontology annotation, biological process: protein phosphorylation; cell surface receptor protein tyrosine kinase signaling pathway; axon guidance.
AUGUUUGGUGGUCAGAAGUUGGCAGCUUUGUGGUCAAAAACAUAUGUCAGCAUUGUGAUCAAGAAAAUGGCAACAUUGAGGUCAAGAGAAGAUGGCAACAUUGCUGUCAAGAGAAGAUGGCAACAUUGUGGUCAAGAGAAAAGGCAACAUUGUGGUCAAGAGAAGAUGGCAACAUUGCUGUCAAGAGAAGAUGGCAACAUUGUGGUCAAGAGAAAAGGCAACAUUGUGGUCAAGAGAAAAGGCAACAUUGUGGUCAAGAGAAGAUGGCAAUAUUGUGUGGUUUUACUAGACACAACAAAAAUCAGUCGUUUAGAAUGGACAACAUACAAGGGAGGUUCUCAGGACAGCUCCAACAAUGGGUGGAGAGAAGGCAGUUACACAGCAGAGAAUGGCAACCCUGUACGUGUGUAUGCUUCAUGUUCGGUCAGCAGUCAGGGGGUGGACAACUGGCUGAGGACACCCUUCAUACCACGAGGAGAUGCCAACAGCUUACAUAUAGAAAUGACAUUUUCCAUGAGGCGAUGUGUAAAACACAAUGACCCUAGCAGCCUUCAGCAGUGUAAGGAGACAUACAACCUUUAUUACUAUGAGGCGGACUCCGAUAUUGCUAACGAAAUGAUGCCAAUGUGGGACGAAAUCUCAUACCAAAAUAUAGACAAGAUUGCUGCUGAUCAUCUAUAUGAUGACAACUCUAAUUUAAAAAUAAAUAAAGAGGACAGGGAAGUACCACUAAAUCGUGGUCUUGGUGGUGUUUAUUUCGCAUUCCAGGAUACAGGAGCAUGUGUAACACUGAUUUCUAUCAAAAUUUACUAUGUCAUGUGUCCAAAUGUGACUUUGAAUUUUGCAUUCUUCAUGGAAACUCCGACUGGAGACAGUCCGCAGGCUCUGGAGGAGCGGAAAGGUGUGUGUGUGGCAAACGCUGCAGAAGAAUUGCUCCCUACCUACCUGUGUCGCAGUGACGGGACAUGGUUCUAUGCCAAAGGCAGUUGUCAGUGUCUACCUGGAUAUGAAGGUCAUAAUAGCCUUGAGUGUGUUGAGUGUCGAGCUGGAUUCUAUAAAUGGGAGCUUGGAAACCAUCCCUGCAGUAGCUGUCCUGCCCACAGUUUUACCACCGCACCAAAGUCUGUCGAAUGUACAUGUGACGAGGACUUCUAUCGCAGCGAGACUGAUCCCAAGAGCAUGCCUUGCACACAGCCACCUUCAGCCCCACAAAACGUUGCUGUGCGACAGUAUACCCACAAUUCUAUCACAGUCACAUGGAGCCCUCCUAUGUACGAUGGUGGACGGAAUGACGUCAUGUAUCGUGUUGACUGUCAGCAAUGUGACAGCAGUGUUGGCUUUACACCUGACAAACCAACCUUUAACUCCACAAGUGUCAUUCUGUCAGGAUUGCAGUCCAGUACAACCUACAACAUUCGGAUAUAUUCAGAAAAUGGCGUCACGAAGGCAAGUAAAAAACCUGCACAGUAUGGAGAGGAUUCUUCCACAACGCUAAGCAGUCGCCCUACAAUCGUCAACGUCCAUGUUGUAUCUGUUGGGGACUCAUAUGUGUCCAUAUCUUGGGAGAAAGCAACAGAGUUGAAGGAUACAAUACAUGAAUACCAGGUCAAGUGGUACCGCCGCUGGAAGGGUGAAGAAAAGACGAAUUCCACCAAUGUACAGAACUUCACAUUCCGAAACCUGCUCCGUGACACAGAAUAUAGUUUUCAGGUGCGAGGCUAUUCCACAGUGAAAGGUUGGGGAGACUUCAGUCAACCUCUCCAUGUGAUGACUGGAUAUGCAGAUGGUGUCACCUAUUAUAGAGAUGAGACAAAGUUGGAUGCCCCUCUGCCUUCAAUUGGCAUCAUCAUAGGAUCCAUUGUCGCUGUUUUCCUCUGUAUGGCUAUUGCAGCAAUUAUGAUUUACCUGCUUGUAAAAAGAAAUCAGAACCAGUGUAACGAGACGAAGGGUGGAGAGUGUGACACCCUUCACUAUAGCCACGGUGAGGCGACAGUGCCCUUGUUCCCUCCACCUGGCUCAUACAAGACAUAUGUUGAUCCACACACCUAUGAGGACCCAAAUCAAGCUGUUCGGGAAUUCACACGAGAAAUAGAUGCUUCACAUAUCACUAUUGAGUCUGUCAUCGGAGGAGGUGAAUUUGGUGAUGUCUGCAAAGGCAAACUUCGUAAGCCAUCACACCCUGAAAUGACUGUCGCAAUUAAAACACUCAAACCAGGAGCUACAGAUAAAAAUCGUCUAGAUUUCCUGACAGAGGCCAGCAUUAUGGGACAGUUUGACGACCCAAACGUCAUAUUCCUGGAAGGAGUCGUCACAAAAAGUCAUCCUAUAAUGAUAGUGACAGAGUAUAUGGCAAAUGGUUCACUAGACACAUACCUCAGGAAUAAUGAUGGAAAAUUCACAAUAAUACAGUUAGUUGGGAUGAUGCGUGGUAUAGCAGCUGGAAUGAGAUACCUCUCUGAGAUGGGAUAUGUACACAGAGAUUUAGCAGCUAGGAAUAUUUUAGUUAAUGAAAACUUGGUGUGUAAAGUGGCUGACUUUGGUCUAUCUCGAGAAGUAGACAUUGACACUACUGAUGGUGCUUAUACCACAAAGGGAGGAAAGAUUCCUGUGAGAUGGACAGCACCUGAAGCAAUAGCAUUCCGUAAAUUUACCACCGCCUCCGAUAUCUGGAGCUACGGGGUAGUAAUGUGGGAGAUUAUAUCGUAUGGGGAGCGGCCAUAUUGGAACUGGUCUAACCAGGAUGUGAUCCGAGCUGUAGAGAAAGGGUACCGCCUACCUCCCCCAAUGGAUUGUCCUGAAGCCAUUCACCAACUCAUGCUGGACUGCUGGCAGAAGGACCGAGGCAACCGUCCAAAGUUUGUACAGAUCGUCAAAUCUCUAGACAAGUUCAUCAGAGCGCCAGAACUUCUACGCAAAAUUGCAAAACCAAGGCCGGAACACCUGAUGGACGCAGGUUUCUCUGUACAAGAGGUACCACAGUACACCAAUGUAGAGAGUUGGCUGAUUUCAAUCAAAAUGGAGAAAUACAUAGACAAUUUCCUUCAGGCAGGUUAUCGUACGAUGGAACAGGUUGCGACAAUAACUCCUAAGGACCUUGAAGUCACGUUACAAAUUACAUUAAUAGGCCACCAGAAGAAAAUCAUGAACUCCGUACAAACGCUACGCGUACAAAUGUAUGGACUACAGUUUCCACAGAUGUCCGAUGGAUUCCUCGUAUAGCAUAAAUUGUUCAUCAUCACAACAGCUUUUGUAUGUGUGUGUGGAAUAUUGUGUUGUUGUGUGCUACUGACAUCGCCCACGUUUGUGUCUGUCGCAACAAACCUACUCAAGUUGGCUUGGAAUCACCGACAAAUCCGCUUUUUUGAAAUCAUCCAAACUUGCCGUGGGUCAAAGGUUGUCGAUUACUGGAAACCUUAUGUGUGUACGUUGUUGGUGGAGAAGUAUUUAUUUACAAACUGAAUCUGCCCGCUAGUACAAUACAAUCUAACACUCCAGACAUUGUGCAGACAGAUGAUGUUGUGUCACCCAGGUUGUGUCAACUUGUACAGACGGCAACAUAAAGAUGAAAAGUCAUCAGUGUCAAGGCCAUAUUCCCCAAUUUUGUGUGUUAUUGUGUCUCUAAAGGAUGGUUGUUAUGUGAGUGUCUGCUUCAUUUUGUAUAUUCAUCAGGCUUCGCUGUGAUUGGUUGACUGAAUAGAGAUUACCAUGGUUGCAAAUAAUUUUGGCCAAUUGGAUUUACCUUAAUUUGUUUGAUGGGAUCUGCUGUCGCCCAGGGAAUCUUCAGUGUGUGAGGAACAUUUAUCUCCACAGUGUGUUGUAGUAUUUUAGUACAAGUUCAGCUGUCAAAGUGAGAUUGUGUAAAAAUUGAUAUAACCUAUUCUGUUAUUUUUAGGUAAAUUUUGAACGAAAACGUAACUAAAGCAUAUUAUUUUGUAAAGUUAUCAUUUAUUCGAAUAUGCAACAUUUCCUUAAUUAAGUGUGCAUUUGAAGGCAGUGUGAUAGUUUCUGUGGGAUGAUUGACUUUGUUUGGGAGAUUAAAGCAAUGUGACAAUUUUGCCAUGGUAGACAUGGAGCCAGUAUAACUGGCAUAUAUCACAUGACUGUCACAUGAUGUGUGACAUAUCACAUGACUGUCACAAGAUGUGAAAAAUAUAACAUGCCUGUCAUACGAUGUGUGACAUAUAUCACAAAACAGUUGAAUGGUUUGUGAACAGUAUUUAUGUGUUCUGUAGGUGAGUGGUUUGUGUAUUCCAUGAUAUAGGGUGUGCGCUGGUUAGAUUUUCAACAGAACAGUCAUCUCAUUAUUUCCUCUCAAAUUUCGUUCUGCUUUAAAAAAAAUCAUUUUGAGUUCUUAGAGAUGCUUAGCGUUAUUUUCAGAAAAAUUCCAAUUUGUUUUAAAUUUCCAAAUAGUGACAGAUGUUGUUCUGAUAAAAAUCUACCCAUAGCUGUUGACAACUAAUGUACAUAUAAUUUUGACAUAUUUAUUGUGAUAUUCCAAAUGUUCUGUAUACAAACCCCGUCAUGUUACCUCAUUUUAAUGUAGACAUUUUAUAAGUGAAACCCUUGUGAUUUUCUUUUAGCUGAUAAAAAAGACUUUGGAUAUGUUCAAUGUAUUCUCCCAGCGUCUCACUGUUUGAUUUGUUGGUUCAUUUAAAGCCGCUUUAGUCCUAGCCGAGGUUGCUCGCCACUUUUCACCGUUGCUGCGUGAUUACUGGAAACCAUUACAUUAAGACGGGAUAUAAUAGCAAUUUUUGUUGUGUUCAUUUUAGUUGUUGAUGUUGCUUUGUAGAUGUUUUUUGUUGUUUUAAAACCUGGCGUUAGAGAACUUGACUAAAUAUCUUAAUGAAAAGGUUGAUUAAAUAGUCUUACAGGUUCCCUAUUACUUUAGGAUAAUUUUAUUCUUUUUAGGCAUAGAUAGUGAUUUUAUUCGUGUAUGCUUUUAGCACAGGUCCUGGUGCUGUUUCAUACAACAUUUAACAGAUUGAGACAUGAAACAUUACACAGAAUAUCAAACCAAGUUUUUACCCAAACAGAAAAAUGUAAUAUUACACUGAAUAUCUAACUUAGUUAUACAUGUAUGAGAAAUUAAAUAAAAGUUUGAAUUCUAAUUGGAUAUUUUUGUUGAUCAAAGAACGCCAUCUGUCCUUUGUCACUCAUUAUUAGGGUAUUCCUAGACACAAUAGUACAACCCAUAUCACUUACUGUUGUAGUGCUUAACCUCGCCAGUUUCACUGUACGUCAAUUAUAUUUUAAGUUAUGAUGAUGGUAAUGUUGUUUCAUGCUUUCUUUCUAAAUGAAAAUCCCACCAGUGGUAAACUGUAUAGUAAACAUUCACAACUUACUGAAGAUAAAUGGUAAAAAUUUCAGAUUCCUAAACGGCAAAGUUAGAAUUUCGGUAUAUGGUUUGUUUUCUAUAGUGUUGAAUUGGCAGGGUUUCACUAUGUGUUAUGGUGAUAUUGAUAUGAGUAAUCUCGGUCAUGUAACAACAUAGAUAGAGGUAAGGCAUGUGAUACUGAGGUGAAGACAGGUCAAGGACGAUAAGAUGUAUCUCAAAGUCAAGCAUAAGGUCAUGAUUCUCAAGGUCAAAUGAUCAUGAGGUCAGGUAGUUCAAGGUCACUGAUCAUGACGCCACAUAUCUCAAGGUCAAGGACAUUGAGGUGUCUGAUAUUGGAGAUACAAACACACAUGCUUAUCUUUCACAUGCCUUAUUACCUAGAUAUGUGUUGACUUCACUAACAUGUGUUGGAGAUGUUGUAGUAGAUUACAAUAUAUUGACCCUGCCAGGAUGCUAGUUUGAUUAUACCAUAUCAUUAAACCUUACAUUAGUUUGAUUUUUUUCAUUUUGUUUUCCAGAAAGGUUGUAGGUAAUGAUAGUUCAUUGGAAAUUGGUUUUGGUUAGAUUUUUUUUUUAAACAUUUCCCUUCAAACUCUCAGUUUGAGAAAUGUCCUCAUUUUACGACAAUGUAAAAGAUAUUUUUGAAAUAAUAGAAAGUAAGAAGUUUUAGAGAAUGUUACUGUACGGGAUAUCUUGUGCACUUCCUACAGUGUCUCCAAUCAACCGUGACACUGUGAGAAUGCCAUCACACAGUCAUACUUGUAAGAUGGAUUCUGUAAGAUAUGUAAAUAAGUGUUUACAAAACAGCCUGUAUAUAUAUAUAUAAUUAUAUAUAUAUAUAUAUGCAAAAAGUUACAUGUUUGUGUGGAGAUUAGUCUCUUGUGGUCGACAAACUUUUGUGAAUGAGUAGGUAAGAGACAUGUGUUGGUAGUUGUGUGGAGAGUGCCUGUGUUACGCCUGUGGUUGUAGAUUACGUAGUGAUAUAAACAGGUAUAUGGUACAUUAGAUGUACAAAUGUUUAUUUGACCAGAUUUACAUUUUACUCUUGCUGAAAUUCGAUUUUAUAUUUUAUCUCGACUCCAAAUAUGCUCUAAAUAAAUAAAACCAUUAUGAAACACACUCAAACUCGCAUUAAAAAUUUCCAAAUGGAAAAGGAGUGAUUUUUUUAAUUUGAAAUUUCUGCCUAAAUAAGUGCAUUUUUUUAGUUAAUUGUUUGUUAGUGUUUUUGUACUUUUGAUCAAAGUCAAACUGUGUUUGUUGAAGUUAAGUUUUUGAUAUCAGUGUAGCACUGACAUGGUUUUAAAGUUUUUUUUGCUGCUUUGUUUAUUUUCUCUGUUGUUUUAGAUCUCCACCAUCUUUUAUAGUCCCAUGUAUGUUCUGUAAAUGUUCUGAGAAUGGAAUUUACAUUUUUUGAAAUGAAACAUCAUGAAAAUCAGUUUGAAAAGAGAAAUUUGGUGACUAUAUAUGUUUUAGUGCUUUUUUUUAACCAAUGUCUAAAAGUUUUGCUCAUCUGUCAUUCAGAUUUGUGGUUUUGCACUAUCAUCAAGCUAGAAUAAAUUCAGUUUAUUUUCAAUGACAUGAUUGUUUUUUCUAUUGUACAAAAGUUCUGUAAACGUGAGAAAUGAUUGAUGAGUGGGUGGAUGAGGAGUAGAGUGUCAGUGUGGAUGUUCAGGUGUGGAUGUCCAGUUGGUGUGGAUGUCUGGGUGUGGACUGUCCAGUUUGUGGACUGUCCAGUUUGUGUGGAUGUCCAGUUGGUGUGGAUGUCCAUAUAUGUGUGGAUGUCUGGGUGUGGACUGUCCAGUUUGUGUGGACUGUCCAGUUUGUGUGGACUGUCCAGUUGGUGUGGAUGUCCAUAUAUGUGUGGAUGUCUGGGUGUGGACUGUCCAGUUUGUGUAGAUGUCUGGAUGUGGACU